AUACAUUUCUAAAAUUAUCAUAUAAAUUAAUUUUGUAGUUCAUAGUAUAACAUGGAUAAUGAGAUAUGCAGAGGAAACUGUACAUAUUAUUUGAAUAGAAGAAAUUAUUCUUUAAAAUUACUUAAAUAAUUGUGUUGGGAUAUAUAGGUUUCUUCAAUAAUGACACGCGUCAAAAACCUAUUGCUAAUUACGUAAUAAUUAAUCUCAGUGAAAAAACUAUUUAAAAUAAGAGCAUAUUCAGAUCAAAUAUUUAAUGGUAAGGGCAUAUAUAUGAGAGAUAAAGUACAUCAAUGGAGGAUCAAAUUUCUUAAUUACGCAUACUUUGAUGGCAUAUUUAGACCUUUGUCGUAAUAUUUUCAGAAUUAUUACGUGUAAAACUAAAAAGGAAAAAUUACUUAAUACCAUAACUUAACUUAUCUAAACUCUUUAAAAUUUCUACUCUUUUAAUUGAUUACUAAAAUUCCUAAUUUAUAUUCUUUUUUAAAAAUUUCAGAUACAUCACUCUCACCCUAAAAAUUUGAAUACAUUAUUUGUUUCGUUAAAAUUUAGCCGAAAAAUCUUCUCUCCACCAAUUUAAUACCCAUUAAUAUCUAACAUUCUUCUUUUUUUUAAAAUUUUUUAGUAAACAAACGACUCUUCACAAAAAAUCCAACCUCCAUCUCUACCCUUCAUUUUCUCUUUGUUUUCUCUUUUCUUUGCUUCAAUUCAGUUCGAUUGAAUUUCUAUCAAAAAACGUCAUAAUCAAUAAAAGAGAAAUUAAGCGGCGGAGCUAGAAGUUCGUCACCGUCAAAUAAUAUUGUCAGAAAAUAGCUCUCCGAAUGACACACAUGACCAUCCCUAAACAAGGUACAAUAGUGACGUAUAUGACUGAGAUUUAACGUCCUGAUACAUAAAUAUUUAUGUAUCAGAAGAAGCAAAAAAAUGAAUGUUCCGACUAAAGAAAGCAAAGGCCUUGAAGAUACAUCAAGAGAUUUUUUUAAGAAGAUAAUAAAAUUAUGUAUCGAAAGACGCAAGUGCUUCAAAACGAAAAGAUGUUGAAGUUACAACAAGAGAACCUCUUUGAUAAUAUUUGUUUGUAUCGAAAUAAAAUACUCAAAGAUAUAUUAAUAAUGUUAUAAGAUGCAAUUUAUUUUAUGUCAGACCUAUGUGUAAGAUACAUUUAAGAAUUGAUUCUAUAUAUUAUUUUUUGCUUGUAAAUGAUGUGUCUUAGCUAAUAGUUGUAAAAUGUAAUGUAUCUCAAAUAUUAUAAUCUACAGAUAUAUUUAUGAACAAAUUGAUACAUUAAUUAAUGAGUAACCAAGUAGUAACAUAAAAUUUUUAUUAUAAUGUAUCUCAAUGCAGGGUAUGAAGCAUGUUUCGAAGAUACUCAUUAUGUAUUAUCAAAAAAAAUAGAGAUGCAAAAAACAAAGAAGAGAGAGAAGCUUGUUUCUGCUUGAAGAAUGAGGAUUCGUUUUUUAAAUUUUAAAAUUUGAGCUGAUUACGUUAUUUUUGGAUUGUGAGAAUACAAUACAACCUCCACAAAUAUUUUGUUUUGUUAUUUUUUCCUUUUUAAUGCGAUUAAUUUCUUGUUAGGAUGUAUUUGUUAGUAUGUGUAUCGAUUGUCAAAUUAUGUAUUCGAAAUAUCAAAAUCAAGAAUUUUAUGUAAUUUGUUAAAAUAAUGAAUAAAGAGUAAUUAGGGAUAAACUUGUUGAGAUUUAUAUAAGUUUUACUAAUAAAAAUUUCUUGCAUGAUUUAACAUAAAGAAAAGUGUAAUGGACCACAAAACCAAUUAACCAUAAUGUGUAUACACACACAUAUUUUAGAUAUAGUGAAUUCAACAAUAAGUAAACAAUAUUAAGUAUUUGUGAUGUUAUUGGGAGUUUUCCUUUACAUAUUUUUCUCCUUUCUUCUCCUAUACACAGCCACAGGAGUUAAGAAGAAAGGAAGUGUACACCAGUGGCAUGAUAUUAUGCAAGCAACACUUAAAUUAAAGAAAAAAAAUAUUAAUCCAAUGUAGGACACUCUCCAUUUUCGACUAUAUAUAGUCCACUCCAUUGAAAAAAUAGUUUUGAAAAUUCAGCAUAUAUUAAUAAAGACAAAUCAAUCAGCAUGACCAACAAAUAUUCUAACUUCCCCACUCAGUUUAGAUCAUAUAGUCUAUCAGUUAUAAACCCUAGCUAGCAUUUCAUUCUUCAGUUUCUUAGCUUUCAACUAAUUCUUCACUUGUUUUCCUUUCAGUAGUUAGUAAUACACAAAAGUGAAUGAAUCCUAUAUAGCUCUUUUUGAAGAAUUUUUUUUAUUUUUUUUUAAAAAAUGAAUCGAAUUAGACAUGGAAAGAGGGCAUAUGAAUCGGAGGAGGAAAAAGAUAGUAAUAACCACAUGUACUCAGCAGCGCGAUCUGAACAUGAUAUGUCUACUAUGGUUGCUGCCCUCUCUCAAGUUAUGGGCAACAAAAGUACUAAUACAAAUUCAUCUUCUUCAUCAGCUUCCUCCUCCGUGCAUCAUACGCCAUUAACCCUAGCGCAUCAAUCGUCAUCUACUACUACUGCAGCUAUGCAAAGCCAACCUCAGCUCAAUCAACAACAAGGGAAUGAAAGAAGAAGACAGUAUAGAGGUGUGAGGCAAAGGCCAUGGGGAAAAUGGGCAGCCGAAAUCCGUGACCCAAAAAAGGCAGCUAGAGUAUGGCUUGGUACUUUUCACACUGCUGAAGAUGCUGCUGUUGCAUAUGAUGAAGCUGCACUUAAAUUUAAAGGAAACAAAGCUAAACUCAAUUUCCCUGAAAGAGUUCAAUGCAAAACUGAUCAAUUUGGGACUACAUACCUGAUCACUGCUAGUCACCAACAACACCAAUUUCCAGCCAGUAAUUUUCUCUCAAAUUAUAACUCUCAAUUUGGCAGUAAUGAUAACAAUGCUGAUGAUUUGAACUUUGGCGUAGCGCCGAGUUUUUAUCACCCUUCUGCAGCAGGAUUCAACCCUAACGCACUGACUUCUGUCGAACCUUCGGAAUCAUCAUCGCUGACAUCUUUGAUACAACAAGUAUCUCAUGUGGAACAAGAACCAAGGUAUAUUAAUCACCAGCAAGAAGAUGAAAAUGUUCUCAGAUUUUCAUCUUAUUUUGGAACUUGUUCAAGUUCAGGUCCUACUGAAAGUAGUUUGGAGGAGUUUGGAGAUCCAAAAUAAUUAAUUUUUUCGACCAACAUGAAGGUAUACAAUUUCUUGAGGAUAUAUGCCUUUUACGUACUAAUUUAUUAAGUUUUUUGUUUUAAAUAAAUGUGUCUUUAAUUUCUUUCUUGUUUGUCAUGAAAUUAAUUAAAAGCACUACUUAAUUGGUUUGGUUAAUAAACUCAAUUGAACAGGAACUGUAUGUACCUUAUGAAAAUAAAUUAAUGUCAUGUUGUUAAA
Messenger RNA from Capsicum annuum, 3381 nucleotides. Its product is annotated as ethylene-responsive transcription factor ERF114. Gene Ontology annotation, biological process: regulation of DNA-templated transcription; ethylene-activated signaling pathway. Lineage: Eukaryota; Viridiplantae; Streptophyta; Magnoliopsida; Solanales; Solanaceae. Gene Ontology annotation, molecular function: DNA-binding transcription factor activity; DNA binding. The record is from RefSeq and is a predicted model, not a curated record. Bases 2293 to 3159 code for a protein of 288 amino acids. The transcript is spliced from 3 exons.